Molecule: messenger RNA, 219 nt
Organism: Sclerotinia sclerotiorum 1980 UF-70
Lineage: Eukaryota; Fungi; Ascomycota; Leotiomycetes; Helotiales; Sclerotiniaceae
Exons: 5
Coding region: 1-219 (72 amino acids)
Source: RefSeq, a predicted model, not a curated record
AUGCCGAGAUUAUUAACAGAUAUCUUGUCGGAAAUCGCACUUAAGAAGCAAUACACUUAUCACGCCCCCAGUAAACACGAUUUCGGUAAACCUCAAGCUCUAUACUUCCUUCCUCAUAAACUUCAGAAUACCCCAUUCCCUUCAACCCAUCAGAUACCCAGGGCGGCCUUACUGUUAGUAUGGAGUGCAUACCUACCCAUUGUUGUUAAUAUGGGAUGA